CAAACGAUUAUUGAAGAUUUGCAGAUAUUUCCAGAACGCAUUUCUGCUUAAAAUGCGUCGUUUAUUAGCCCUGUUUAUGUGUGUUUUGCGGCUUCUUCCGGAGACUUGGGGGAAGACUGUGACGGGAGUUUUUAAGAGCGAAGUGGCCAGGGAAAGAUAUGGCCAGUACAUCACUAAAUUCAUGUUUGGAGGUGACAGUGGGUUGCUGGUUUGCCGGUUGGAUAAUGCUGCUUUGGCAAUGGAGCAAGAAGCCAAACUUCUGUUAUAUCUAGAGAUGCAGCCAGACCAGGAGACACUGAGCUGCUCUGAAAAGCUUGCACGUGCCCAGUUUACAAUUUACCUGAAACACGACGAGCACAACCAGACCAUCCCAAAACAGUCUUCCCCCUCUCUAUGGCACAUCCUGUACUCAGACAGAUACACCUGCCAGGAGUCUGUGCCGCUCCCCUCUCACCCUGAUGUCCAGUACACAAUCCUCCUGUUUAACCCAGACUCUGCUGGGAACCCACUGGACCAUUUCAGCUCAGAGGAAGCAGGCCUGCUCAGUUUCUACUUUGUGCUGCUGCUGGCGUACUUCGUGGCCUGUUGUAUCUAUGUGCAGCCUCUGGUCCAGGCUCUGAGGAAGGGCGGGCCCAUGCACACAGUGCUCACUGUCCUCACUGUGGCUUUGGCACUACAGGGACUGUCUGCUCUCUGCAACUACACACACCUGUCCAGAUAUUCAAGAGAUGGAAUUGGCCUCCCUUUCAUGGGCAGCCUGGCAGAGUUGUGGGACAUGAUAGCACAGGUCUCCAUGCUGUUCAUGCUGCUGAGCCUCUGUAUGGGCUGGACUCUGUCUCGAAGGAAGCCUCAGUCCAGACCUCUGCAGUGGGAGCAGACGCCCACCUCCACAGCCGUCGCUGUGGGUGCCGUCAUCACACAGGGGGUUUUGCUGUUGUGGGAGCAGAUCUCGGAGGCGGACAGUGAGCACCACAGUUUCCACGCUCAGAGGAGUGUCCCCGGGUUGCUGCUGCUCCUCCUCAGGGUGCUGAUGGCUCUGGUGCUGGCUUCAGUCCUGUAUCAAAUCACCUCAACCGAACGCAGCACUCUGAAACGGGACUUCUACAUCAGCUUCACCAAGGGCUGUUUCCUGUGGUUCUUGUGUCAUCCGGUGCUCGUCUUCAUAUCAGCCAUUUUCAACGACCAUCAGAGAGAAAAGGUGAUCACUAUCGGUGUAAUACUUUGCCAGUCUAUAUCUGUCGUUAUCCUUUAUCAACUUUUCCUCUCAAGAUCUUUGUACUGGGAAGUCUCCUCUCUUUCUUCAGCAUCUCUACCUUUAACCAUGUCUCGGACCAACCAUAGGGGGCGCUAUUGAGAACCUUCGGGAUGGAUUAUAAAGUUACUGUUUUUGAACUACGAGACAUUGCUACCUCAGUGCAAUGCAAGAUUUGUAGCAAUGGACUUCUGUGCAGCACAAAUCUUGCAACAACUUUCAAAUACGUGUUUUGAAAUGUUAAAGUGGUAGCAAAAAUAGAAGGGAGUGGUGCAAAAGAGAGCUACAGAGCAAAUGCAUAAAGAAUAAUAUUUAGUUUUGAUAAUCAAUAGAGAAAGUUAGCUGGAUGAAAUUUGACCUGUCACGUUUACAAGAGUCAGU
Periophthalmus magnuspinnatus is the source of this 1633-nucleotide messenger RNA. RefSeq names its product G protein-coupled receptor 180 (gene gpr180). Gene Ontology annotation, biological process: G protein-coupled receptor signaling pathway; response to pheromone. NCBI's taxonomy places the organism in Eukaryota, Metazoa, Chordata, Actinopteri, Gobiiformes, Gobiidae. The record is from RefSeq and is a predicted model, not a curated record. The coding region runs from base 53 to 1354 and encodes 433 amino acids. The transcript has 10 exons.